Messenger RNA from Saitoella complicata NRRL Y-17804, 635 nucleotides. Its product is annotated as ribosomal protein S16. Gene Ontology annotation, biological process: mitochondrial translation. NCBI's taxonomy places the organism in Eukaryota, Fungi, Ascomycota, Saitoellomycetes, Saitoellales, Saitoellaceae. Gene Ontology annotation, cellular component: ribosome; mitochondrial small ribosomal subunit. Gene Ontology annotation, molecular function: structural constituent of ribosome. The coding region runs from base 49 to 480 and encodes 143 amino acids. The record is from RefSeq and is a predicted model, not a curated record. The transcript has 2 exons.
AAAAGUUCAGCCGACCUCGAACCAACAAACAACCAUAACCCCGCCAAGAUGCAAGUAAGAAUAAGAUUAGCACGCUACGGCGUGAAAGGCAAACCCUUCUACCACAUCGUCGUCGCAAACCGCAAAACCGGCCGCCAAACCAAACCCAUCGAAACCCUCGGAACCUAUGACCCCAUCGGCAGCCCCGAAGAAGCAGGCGGCCCGUUGAUCAAAGAAAUCAAAUUCGACAUGAUGCGGGCUAAAUACUGGCUCGGUGUCGGUGCUUCUCCCUCGGAUCGUGUGGAGCAUUUGUUUGUGAAAGCGGGGUUGUUGCCGGUGCCGGAGAAGACUUGGAAGUUCCAGCCGAAGGACGAGGAGCUUGCGUUGGAGGCACAGAAGAGGGCAGAGGAGGGGCUGGUGAAGGCGGAGGAGGCGAAGAAGGCGAAGAAGGCGUACGAGGCGGAGAAGGCAGCGCGGAAGGCGCAGAAGCAGCGGGCUUAGAGGGAGCGAGAGCGGCAAUGGAGGCGGAGAAGCUGAAGGAACAGGAAGCUGCGGAGAGCGCGGCCGUAGCACUGCAGGACUUGCCUUAUUCAGCUACAAAGAAACGAGAAAACCUAAGGUUUGAAGGGCAAGAUCGAAUCGCCGGAAGUCUGGAG